AUGUCCCGUGUUGUUUUUCUUGUUCUGUGUGUCCUGGCUUGCCUUCAGUCUGCUCUUAGCGGUCAACCAUGCGGUUGCAGUCAAAUCUCUUACGAAUCCUCCGGACUCGAUCUCGGCGCCAUUGAAAAAUACAGCUCGCUUAGUUUGAGCGCGCCCAAUCCCAGCUUAAGCGCGCCUACGCUCAACUUGGGCGCGAAUGCCCUCAGUCUGAGCGCGCCCGCUUACUCGUACGGCGGUUCGGGUACCGGGCAGGUCGGCGUGUCCGGCGACAUCGGCGCGAGCGGCCAGACCGUCGUCGUCGGCUCCGUGCCCGUGCUCGGCUCCGUCGAGUUUAAGGGUAUAGUGCCGGCAUCCGGAUCGGUCUCUAUUUCCGGACAGUGUGGAUGCGGAUGCCAGUGAUUUUAUUUUAAUAAAAAUAAAUGAAUAUUACAUA
Cydia amplana is the source of this 433-nucleotide messenger RNA. Its product is annotated as chorion class A protein Ld12-like. The coding region runs from base 1 to 399 and encodes 132 amino acids. The transcript has 2 exons. The record is from RefSeq and is a predicted model, not a curated record. Lineage: Eukaryota; Metazoa; Arthropoda; Insecta; Lepidoptera; Tortricidae.